AUGAGGCCGGUCAGCCCUCUACGCUUCGCAAUCCAGGCAAGCAUCUGGCAGCUGGCACUUCUCUUUCUAGUCACUCUAUCCGUGUCUGCGCCCUUAAACAUAUCCAUCGACUCUGUUGAACACGGUAAUGAUGCUUCUAUACUGGAGUCCCGUGACGUCAAGCCAUUCCCCCUGCGUGUUCUGCCGUUGGGUGCGUCAAUCACGGUAGGAUUCAAAUCCAGCGACGGGAAUGGAUAUCGGAAAUGGUUACGACAGCAACUCCGCUACGCUGGGUGGCAAGUCGAUAUGGUGGGAAACCUGAAAAAUGGAACAAUGCAUAAUAAUAACAAUGAUGGCUACAAAGGCUACAAAAUUCACCGGAUAGCAAAGGAAGCCGAGAAGACAAUUCCCCAGCAGCCCAAUGUCAUUCUUAUUAAUGCUGGUACGAACGAUGCUGUCCGGAAGUACCACGUGGAUACAGCGGGAAAACGAAUGGAUGCACUUCUGACGCGUUUAUUCAACGCCAUCCCGGGCACUACGAUCGUCCUCUCAACGCUUCUUCCCAACAAACGGCAACCGAACCUGGUGGACCAAAUAAAUGCGCAAUACCGAAACAUUACCGCGCGACGACGAGAGAGAAACGAGCGGAUCGUCUUAGCUGAAAUGAACCAUUUUAUAACGGUGGACGAGUUGGUUGAUGGGACCCAUCCUAACGACUAUGGAUACAAGAAAAUGGCUUCGGUUUGGUGGGCUGCUAUUCAGGAGGCAGAGAAAGAAGGCCUGCUCCAGCAGUCGAAGAACACAGCCAGGGGCCAUAGCAAAGCCCUUGGAAUGCAGUCUGAUGAUGCUGCUGGUAAUCCUCAUCUGCCGGAGUAUAAAGCGCCUAAGCAACCUGAAAAUGAUGGGGGACUCCGAUUCCGACAGCCGUGUUCUUGGCAGGUGGUGCUCCAGAUGGUUGCGAGUAUGUCCAUCUAUUGUUCGCUGUGA
Molecule: messenger RNA, 966 nt
Organism: Aspergillus tanneri
Lineage: Eukaryota; Fungi; Ascomycota; Eurotiomycetes; Eurotiales; Aspergillaceae
Product: SGNH/GDSL hydrolase family protein
Exons: 3
Coding region: 1-966 (321 amino acids)
Molecular function (GO): phosphatidylcholine lysophospholipase A1 activity
Source: RefSeq, a predicted model, not a curated record